GGUUCAGUCGGAUGUACGUGGACAUUGAAGCUCUGUUUAUGGCUUUUCUUCAAUAUGUAAGUGGUAAAAUCUAAGAUCAAUGUGGAUGCAGACAAAAGGUUUCAUCUCAGAAUCACUCAGUGAAGUUAUCCGAUUUGCGACAGUUGAACUUCAACUUCGAUAAGACAUUGACUCUUAGCGAAUCAGCCGACUUCAAAAGAAUACUGCACUGUUUGUCUUUGAGAAAUAUUUAAUAUUAUAUUGUAUUUUCCUGUGGACUGUCUUUUUCGUGUAAAAACCAUUACUCUUGAAACGGCUAACGUAACGAAUUGUCACGUCAUCGUCACUGAAAUACUAUUUUUAUCUUCCAAUCACAGGUCGGUGCAAUUCCUGUAUUUAGCUGCUAGUCGAUGAUCUCCCGUUUUGGUCGAAAUAGCAGUUUUUUUCAGCGUUAAUUAAGAUGAACCAAGGCAUUUGAAGUGUUAAAAGCAAGAGGUAAACUUAACGUUGUUCUUUUAAGUUGGGAAAGAAAAUGUUGGAGUACACUAUCAAUCAAAGAACUGCGACGAAAAACGUGUUGUGGCCGUUGUCCAUGUUGGACAAAGCUCACAGGUUAGUGUAUUGAUGGUUUUCACGGUGACGUCAUCAGAUUGCAAAGUCAAAAAAGCGAGGUUUUACGAAUUCUUAUUUACACUAGGUUGAAGAUUGAUAGGAAAUAAAUCUUUGUACAAGUUUCCAGCCCCGGAGCUUGUUUCAUUUCAAAAAUACAGCAAUUUGAACUUCCGAAUUUUCACAGUGCGUGACACCAAAAUAGGAAUGCUGUCUCCUUGAAAAAAGUCUCUCAACUUGAUUUUCAGCAGUUUAACCAUUUCAAGUAUUAGAAGAUAUUUCUAUACGCACGUAUGCUAGUUCUCGAGUGAAAAGGAGGAGCUUUUAUAGAAAAAGUGAACUCCAGAUGUUUUUGUUAAUUUCCGGCGGCCAUAUUGGUGGACGGUUUCUGUCCACCAAUAUGGCGUCUCCAUACAAAGCUCUACAAAGGUGCGUGAAAUGUUUCGGCAACUAACUCAGAAACUGAGGGCCACAAAGACCUGAGAUUUGGACAAAUUGUUUCUAUAUUAGUCUUUUAUAACAUUUCAUUUUCUUGGCUUCUUCCACUGGACGGUUUCAAAUGUAUUUUUUUGUGCCGUGUUUAUUGCGUGACGGUGAAAACGAAGAAUGGAAAUCUGAUCUAACCAAAGACACCUUGAUCACACCAAGACCACGCCAUUUUAUUGCCUCAAGGGAUCAUUCAUUCGUUGAACGAACUGUACCAAAAGGAAGCUCAAAAAGCAUGCAAAGCAGGGAACUGUUCGCAUGUUCAAGUGGACUUUCUCUCUACGAGGAACGGUAAAUCCGAGGAACACGUUACAGUAAGAAACAGUUAUAAAAAUGGAAAUGAUCCUUGCAGUUAAAUGGACAUUAUCUAAGUGUUGAACAAGUACCUGAGAAAAUUGAGGCUUGAUCGGGAAUCGAAUCCUGACCUAUGCGAUUGAUCGGAUGCAAUCGUUUAACCAUUAAACUUAUCAAGCCAACUGGAGAGCAGGCCAUUGAGGGCUAGCGUACCCAAUGGUGGAAAUAACAUGAAUGUAAAUAAUUGAGCUUACAUGAAAGAACAAUCUUUUUUUGGAAAUGUGGAUAUAGAUAUGAAAGUAGAAAUGAUCCUUGCAGUAAAAUAAAUUACCCAUGCGGUUGAAAAAGGACCGUACAGAAAAUUCAGAAUAGGAGGUACUUGUAUAUAUUUCGGUUUGAUUUUCAUAUAAGUUUUGCAGAGUCGCUUUGUCAUCAAAUAUUGAAAAUUAACUUUAUAUUGCUUCAUGCAUCUACAUAUACAUAAUUCAAUGUUGCCGCUAUUGAAGAAAAAGUUUUUUAUCUGAGUGGAAACAAGCAAGAUUUGUGUUUUGCUAGAGUGCCAAACUUUGUGGAAAGAGAGUAGUGGACUUGUUGUAGCCUUAUUAUCUAUGUUUUUCCCUUUCUUGCACUAAUUUGUUAAAACUCUGCAUUUUCUAUUUACCUAAAAAACUUUUGGUAUUGAUCCUGUAAAAAAUACUUUUCUAAUUGUCGUAAUAAUAAAUAGGUAGGAAUCUUGUAAAAAUAUUGUUUCUAGUUCUUAUUGCUGUCACUUGUAGAACAUGGCGACGAAUUCUUGGCUUUCCCGGCUUCUGGUUUUCUGGCUGGGAAAGCCAUGAAAUGCCGACCUAUUUUUUAGUGUGGCCGGAAAAGCCAGACUUCUACGUCCAGGCUUACCUCAAAACCCUGGGCUUGACCGGGCUUACCAGACUUUUCCAGGCCACGCUUUCCUGGCAAGCCUGCCCUUGGCCGGGCUUGCCAUGCUUUUGACCGCGCUCCUGAUGCAAAGGUGGGCCUUUGAAGCUCAAAAUUAUUUUCAAAUACAAAUUCUCUAGACUGAUCUCCAUAAAUUUUGUUAAAGAGUUAGUUGAGAGAAUUUGAUAAAUGAUCAAAGCAUUUCUCUUUAAGGUGAUCAUUAAUUUACUAAUUCUCAUAACCUUCUCUUGAUAAUGCAUUAAUUUUGUUGGUAAAAGAUUGUUGUUGGUCACUCUUAGUUUUUAUUUAUUAAUAAAUAAUAAUUAUGUAAUUUACAACUGAUUGUAACUUCUAGGUGCCCAGUUGCAUGUAUGGAAGGCAAUGAAAUUUACAGUGUAGUUUACCUUUUUCCUUUAUUUUUUAUCAUAGUGUUCUAACAUGGAGCGGCAGGAUGCUGUUAUAGAACACAAUGAGGCAUAGGGUUGUUUUGUGGUUCAAGAUCAAACUCAGCACAUGGUACUUAUGUAAAUGAUUGUCGUGUACAGAAUGCAGCUGUGAGUCUUGGCUCCAGUGAUGUAAUAAGGUUUGGAUUUGGUAUCCUUUUAAAAAUGACAACAACAGUAAAAGAAAGUGUGUGGUGAGUGUAGUCCUAAUUAAUGCCCCAAUAUGACUGUUGUUGACAAUGACUGACGUUUGGACAACCUUACAUAGGCAUGGGUUGCACUUGGGAAAAGUUUUCAUCUUUGCCGGCUAAAAAACUACAAAAAUUCGAAACCGCAACCGGAAAAGAAAACUUUUAGUCCAACCGAGGAGGGUCGCAUUAGUGGGAGUUAACAGUUUUUGCUUUGACACAUUGAGAACUUAAGGUGGCUCCGUAAUUAAUACAAGAGCAUUUAGCUGUGACAAAUUUUCCGUCAUAACUUUUUGGUUAUUAACGCGAUGGCUGCGAAACUUUGCAAAGAACAACAGAUAUCAUUCGGCAAUAACACGAAAUAUUCCGAUUUCAUUGAUGGUAAAUAUUUCUUGAGAAAUUAGCGCUUAAAAGGACCCUACUGUUCAAAGAAAAUCGCGUCUAGUAAAAAAUUUUGCUGAUAUUUUUUACUGAAAUUUCUGGUAUCGGCUUUAAUUGAUAUAAUAAAUAUGCCAGAGGAAUUUCAGAAAAAUCGUUGGAGCAGAAGUCCGAAACUAAAAGUCGCUCAAAAUUCAGCUGUGAAAUUGUUUUGGAAUUUCAAAAAUAAAUUGCUAUCGGGUAGAAGGAGCCACCAGUUUGAAUUUUCGUGACAAGUAAAUUCAACGUUUUCUAAUUCUUAAAACAAAAGCCGAUUGCCUAUCGUGCUAUUCUUUAAAAGGUACUGUUUAGUUGUAGAAGCACUAUAAAUUGCUCCAAACCUUGCUCUGAGGUAGAAUUACUUGUUCUUCGACAUUUUUUAAAAUAUCCCAUGGCAGUUUUGGUUCAAACUCCUGCUGCAUACAUUUGAUGUAUUGCAAUGCAUUUUCAACGACUUUUACUUCUGUUCGUUGCUUCCAACUCAGGAAAAAAGUAUUGAGAUUGGACGCUACCUCGCACCAGAGCUCAGAUAGAACUGUCCAGCACCUUUGUUUAUGACUACAAAAUGAGCACCCAGCGGCAGUUCUGCGUGGAAUUCGCACCUCACACAGGGGGGACGAGCGACAUCGAUGACCAUGCCUGUGAACCGAAUAACAUCACAGUCCAAAAUAAAAUUAUCGCAAAAAUACUGCCCGUGAAUAAAUUUACAACUCUGGAAUUUUUGUCACUCCUUCCCUCAAUGAAUGGGUAUUUUUUCUUGAUUAUUAUGUUUUGCUCUGCAAUACAUGUUUAUACAGAUCGGUUCACAGACAUGGGCAUCAUUGUCAUUCGUCCCCCCCCUGGCUGAGGUGCGAAUUCCGCACAAGUGCCGCCUUCGUGCUCAUUUUUCUGGUCAUAAACAAAGGUGCUGGACAGUUCUAUCUGAGCUUUGAUACAAGGCAGCUUACAAUCCCAAUACCUUUUUCCUGAAUUGGAAACAACGUACAGCAGGAAAAGCCGUUGAGGAUGCAUUGCAAUACAUCAAAAUGUGUGCAGCAGGAGUUUGAACCAAAACUGCCAAGGGAUAUUUUAAAAUGUCGAGGAACAAGGACAACAAGUCAUUCAAGUCAGAGCAAAGUUUUGAAGCAAUUUAUAGUGCUUCUAAAACUGAACAGUACCUUUUUAAAGAAUAGCACGAUAGGCAAUCGGCUUCUGUUUUCAGAAUUAGCAAACACUGAAUUUACUUGUCCCGAAAAUUCAAACUGGUGGCUCCUUCUCGCUGAUGGUAAUUUAUUUUGAAAUUCCAAAACAAUUUCACAGCUGAAUUUUGAGCGACUUUUUAGUUUCGGACUUCUGCUCCAACGAUUUUUCUGAAAUUCCUCUGGCAUAUUUAUUAUAUCAAUUAAAGCCGAUACCAGAAAUUUCAGUAAAAAUAUCAGCAAAAUUUUUACUAGACGCGAUUUUCUUUUGAACAGUAGGGUCCUUUUAAGCGCUAAUUUCUCGAGAAAUAUUUACCAUCAGUGAACUCGGAAUAUUUCGAAUCAUUGCCUAAUGAUAUCUGUUGUUCUUUGCAAAGUUUCGCAGCCAUCGCGUUAAAAACCAAAAAGUUAUGACGGAAAAUUUGUCACAGCUAAAUGCUCUUGUAUUAAUUACGGAGCCACCUUAAGAACGCCAGAUACCAGAAAACAUUUUUCUCUUCUUCGUCCGAACCUUUGUCGAAGGAUCUUUUUCCUCCAUUCCCAGUUUCAGGAGGAUGGGACAGAUAAAGAAGACCAGAAAGUGCUUGGAUGCAAAUAGUGCAUUUGGCUUGGAGAAUAACAAACUUGUGAAGUGUUUGCUUGUGUAGACGGGAACUGGUUCGCCUUCAAUAGAGCUAGUUCCCGUAAAAACUUUAAAAUAGCGAAGGUUUAUAAGCGAGUGAAGUCCUUGCCUGUAGAGAGUUUUCGAAAAAAACUUGAAAUGGCGAAGGAUAGCCGAGUAGAAGCCUCUUCACGAAGGUCUGAAAAUUCGACCACGUUUAUUUUAAAUUGAUCGUGUUUCAAAUGCAUCACGUUCAUGACAAGGCGCUGACAGUUACCGCUGUGAUUCCUAUUGUUUAGCUCGAGUUUUCCAAAAUCUGCCUGCCCCACCCAAGCACUACGGCGUCUUUGAUGUUUUUGCCGAUUUUCAAAGUUUUUUCUAACUUGAAAACUCGGGGUUGCACUUAGCAAUGUCCACCGAUGACAGAUUUCUACCGCAAGGUAAUCAAAUUCUCCCAAAAAUUUGCCAAGUGUGACCCAUGCCAUAGAGUCAAAGUGAGUUGUAUCUUUUCAGUUGAUGAUAUUUGAGAUUUUGCUCGAUAUAGUUAAAUGAAUUAACAAUGCAUACCUAAUGUAUUUGAUUACAGAACUACCUUAACAUGCGUACAACUAAACAGGAAAUGCAGGUUUUGAAUUUCUUGUUGAUUCAUCCUCAACACUUCAUUACCCAUCCUGGGUCUGUCUAAGCCAUGAGAAUCAUACAGACUCCGUGUUCUGUCUUCACCAAUGGCAACGUCACAGUUGGGUGGAGUCACCUCCCUUCCUUAUAUCACACUGUCACACCAGUGAGUACUGAUGGUGUACCACUGUAUACAAGCACUGAACCAGUCAGUUUGCCUGGGACUGGUGGCUCAGUGUCAGGAAUAAGAGGCCCAUCUGAUCCAAAGGUUAGUAAGUUUUUCUGAAUGGCAGUGUGCAAAGAAAGUCAUGUCUGAUAACUUGGGGCUAGUGGAUUUUGCAAUUGGGGCUAGUGAAUUCUGUUCUUAAUUUGCCUGACAGGCAAGUGAAGAUUUUUGGUGAAAUUGAAAUUAAAAGAUACUGAGGUAGAUUAUUCAGUCAGAGGCUUGAAAGAAGCAACCCAGUGCUCCCAUUGGGAGUCAAACCUAUGACCUUGUGGUUACUUGUUCAGAUGCUCUACUACUAAGCUACAUGAGACUCUUGUGAGCUAAGGCUACUAAACUAGGUUCAUGUGACAAACAUAUUCCAUACUGCGUGGACCAGAAUAAUAUUGAUAUGUGAUAGAAAUGUGAUGGCAAAUUUGAGGUCUGGUAUAUAUGAUACAGGUCAAAAUUAAAUUCAGGUAAAAAGUUGAUUCUCAGUUCUCCUUGUCUCCUAACCCUAAUAAUAUUAAUCCAUUAGAGCUGGGAGACAAAGAAAAUUGAGAACCAACCUAGGUUAAAAUUUUAUCCUGAAUUUAAGUUUGACCUAGCUCUAACAAAUACACAGUCAAGGGGUGUUUAUUUACUGAUUUAUUUAUUGAUAUGUGAUAGAAAUGUGAUGGCAAAUUUGAGGUCUGGUAUAUAUGGUACAGGUCAAAAUUAAAUUCAGGUAAAAAGUUGAUUCUCAGUUCUCCUUGUCUCCUAACCCUAAUAAUAUUAAUCCAUUAGAGCUGGGAGACAAAGAAAAUUGAGAACCAACCUAGGUUAAAAUUUUAUCCUGAAUUUAAGUUUGACCUAGCUCUAACAAAUACACAGUCAAGGGGUGUUUAUUUACCAUCUGACACAGGCAGCUCUGAAAAAAAAUCUGAGUUCUCCCAAUAGGAGUAGAAACUAUGAUCUUCUGGCUACUAAACCAUGCUCUAUAAGAUCACUAAACUAGGUUCUUCCACAAAUCUUCUUAACUCUGUGGCAGGAUUUGCUUAUUGUAGUGUGUUUGUUUUUCAGGCUAAUGUUAUGCCACACCCUCCUCUGAGAUCUCGCCCAACAAGUGCUGAUGCUACCAGGACUCGACCCAGUUCUGCUGGCAGAGAAAGGAUAACUGGUCCUCCUGUUGCUAGAGGUAACUAUCAUCAUCAUUAUCAUCAUUAUUAUCAUCCAGCCUUUUCAGUUGGGAUGCUGUGAAUAAUGAUCUUAUUCCAUGCAUUCCAGUCUGACAUCGUGCUCGCAAGGUCCUCCCUGUUAAUUCUGGAAUUUUUCAAGAUCAGAUCGGUGAAUGAACACGGCCACUUAAUUUUUUCUGUAGAAGAAGGGAUUGAAUGAUCGCCCCCUAAAACUAUACAAUAUUACAUGAUGGUGCAAAAUACAGGGGAAAGCAGUAAAUAAAAAAAUGUUUAAGUGAAGUUGGGCAGCCAAAGAAGAAUAUUACAUUUCCGUUAGCAAGAAGGUUUAAGGUGAUAAGUCCAAAAGUAAGAAAUGAGAGGAAAUGGGGUUUUCAGGAGAGUGUUCACCAAAAACGGUACACUGCCCUGUAUACUAUUUAGGAGUAGACUAGUCAAGUUGGACAUUUUUGAUUAAAAGUGAAUUUCUGAAUAUGACUGGACUAGUCUGGCUAGUCUGCAGUUCUGAUUGAGUUAAAUUUACAAAGAUUUGUUUAUUUUGUUGCUUAUAAUUAUGCUUUAUUUGCAGUGGAUUUUCAUGGUUUUAUUUAAGACCAUUUUUAAAAUGAAAUCCUUGCAGCAAUAUUUUGGUGGCUUUUACGACAUGUUACCUCAUUCUCAUAUGAAUGUGAGAAUUUUGACAAAAAAACAUAGCAUGGAAUAAUGACAAUUACAUGUAUGCAGUAGUAGUAGUAGUCACCAGAGAUUGAAAUCAAACUUCUUAUGUUUCUUUAAAAUUGUAUGCUAACAUUAAGGGCACUGUAAAAUCUCUGUGAUACUUUCCUUUAAAGCAUUCAUAGGCAGGAGAGGACGGGGGUUAGGGAGCCCAGAGGGAUAGGCAGCAGGAGGGAUAUGGGUGGUGGGGGGGGUCGGGAGCCCAGACGGAUAGGCAGCAGAAGAGAUAUGAGUGGGGGGGGUAGGGAGCCCAGAAGGAUAGGCUGCAGGAGGGAUGUGAGUGAAGGAGGGGGGUAGGGGAGCCCAGAAGGAUAGGCAGCUGGAGGGAUAUGAGUCGGGGGGGGUAGGGAGCCCAAAAGGAUAGGCUGCAGGAGGGAUAUGAGUGGUUGGAGUUCUAAAAGUGCUGGAAGCCAGAGCUUGCGUGUAAUAUUUUGCAAUUGAAAAAGAUCUAAAGGGAGGAAGCCCAGGGAUGGUACUCCCUUUUAGAAGCCGUAUAGGUAUGUACUGCCUCGAAGGGGAGGGUUAUUGGGCCGUUUCAGUCUGAAAAAGGGUAUAGACUUUGCACAUUUUGGUCUGGCAUCAGGAAUAAUGGUUUUCAAGAGAACUACAGGGGUAUAUGAACAUGUUUGUCAUUUCAAUUCCGAAUGAACAAGAAAACAAGAUAAUAUGCGAAUUUGAAGUUGAUUUUAAACAAAUCUAAGUAAUUUUAGGUCUGAAAACGGGUCUGGCUUUUGGAGGCCAGGUGUGAAAAUGGGUGUGGAUAAUGAAAUUUUUGGUCAGAAAUAGGGUUAGGAUACCCACCAAGAUUUCCCAAAAAUACCCCACCGGGGGAGGAAGGCAAGGUAUGGGAGGUAGGAAGUUUAGACCCCCUCCUGUCCCCCCUGAUAAUAAUGCUGAGAUUUUCAUGUGAAUUGUCUCCUGAAUUUACAGGUGGAUGGAUUAAUGGUCCAGUGCAGAUAACAGGGGAGCAAAGCAUUGAAGAUCUGAUAAGCUUCUUUGAGCUGCAGUGAAAUUUGUUGUCUCAAAACCUUCUAGGGGGGUUGAUGGUAUGUAAGCUGGGGAGCCAAGCCGGGGGGGUACUCCCUAUGAUGACCUAUGUGGGGAGGCUCAGCCCAAAAGGGGUAUGUUUUUCAGGCUUCAGGUAUAUAAAAGGGUAGGGAUUUUACUUGUUGAAGUGUAUAAAAGGUAGGGAUUUCCCUGCAUUUGGGUCUGUGAAUGGGUCCAAAAGAUCUAACAGAUGAAUUUUAUGGUUUUAUGAAGUCGAGAAAACGUUCUAUUUUUGUGAUUGAUACCUAUUCAAAAGACAGUGCAGUUGAAAGGGAUGCAAGCGUCUAAACAAGGUACAUGCGAAAGCGGUACCAUUUAUCAAUAGAGGGUGUACGAAAGGGGUACCUUUUUCGUGAAAAAUAGUACAUAAAAAGGUAAGGGGUUGGACCUUGGAGUAGAGCCUCCCUGUAUAACCAUUUGUCCAGUACCUUUCCGCCCCAGAAGCCAAGUCCUUGUGUAGGGCUAUGAGGUAUUUGGAAUGGUUUUUGGGGAGGGCGUGGAUGCCAUAGAAAUAUUAUGCUACCUGGUAGGCUCAUUUAUCGUUUAAGAUUGUCUCACAAAAGUCUUUGUCAUUGAUUGCUUUGUUUAAAAUUUAAAAUUCGUUUAAAAUUGUCUCACAGAAGUCUUUUCCAUCGACUGCAUACUGCUGGUCACUCAGGUGAUGGUGUCGAGUUAGGACCAUGAAUAAUGUUAGUAAUGUAUAUCGUAAUUGCUUCAGCUUGGUGCAUUAUGGAAGCCGCAAUGCAUGCUGAAUAUUUUUCAAGACAAAGGUUCAGCAAGGAUCUUUUCUGACCUUGAAAUUUAUCACUUUUUGAAUCGUAUAGGGUUCUCAAUUUUAAUGUAAAAACAAUUGAAUACAUUUUGUCUGCUUACUUUUCCGACCAAAUACCCUUGGAACUUGUUGUGUCACAACUUAGCAAAUCUUAUCCUUAUCUUGACUAACUUGUGUCACAGUUUGUUUUGUUUUUGUUUUUAUUUUUAUUUUCUCCAGGAGGAGCGUCUGUUACGCAUGGGUGAUGAACUCAGCCGACUAGCUUCAUACGAAGCAGAGUGUCAUCGUAAAGAUGGCGUCAUUGCAGCUCUGAGAGAUGAGGUUGUUGAUCUGAAAGGAGCUCUGCAGUCAAGUGGCAGUUUCAGGUACAUUUGCUCUUGUUAG
Porites lobata is the source of this 10019-nucleotide messenger RNA. The record is from the annotation of a GenBank genome assembly. Lineage: Eukaryota; Metazoa; Cnidaria; Anthozoa; Scleractinia; Poritidae.